GUCGAGUGAUUUUUUCAAAAUUUUAAUCUUUUCUCGAAAUAGUGAGGCGUUUCAGUGAAGUUUUGGAAAUAAGAUAAUAUUUGACAAGAUGCAUCUUGUGACCUACAUGACGACUGUCUUAUUCGCACUCUAUAGCGCAGAAAGCAUUCAGGCCGCAAGAACAGAUUAUGACCAUAUCCGUGAACUGUACGAACUGUUACAGGCGGCUGGAGCAGGGGUAGAUUCAGGGCCUGGAUUUACCGAUACAGCGGGUCUCUAUGCAGCAAGACAACAACGAAAAGCUUUGGCACCAUCCCUGAGAUUGAGAUUCGGAAAAAGAGAUAAUGAAUUAGAAGAUGAGUUGCCUUAUCCAGUUCUGGAAUCUUUAACAUCCGAACUAGACAUGGCGCGAAGGGCUCCAUCAAUGAGAUUGCGCUUUGGAAAACGCUACGACCCUGAGCAGCAGAUGAAUAAUAGGAGAAUGCGGCUACCGACAAAAGUUUUGCGAUACGGUCGCUCUUACCCGCAGGUGAAUGCGCGGCAGAAUGCAGACACGACUGACAAUUGAACUGGGAUUUCUAAAAAGAAUCUAAUAUUCAAGUAUUAGCUUAAAAUAAGAAUUAUUUCUAUAAAUCUUUCAAUCUGAUGAUAAACUUAACUUACGUACAUGUGCUAUAUGUAAUUUCCUUAUUAAAUUAUUCGAAAUAUAUUUUGAUAUUUAUCCUUAUUGGUCAAGAA
Molecule: messenger RNA, 717 nt
Organism: Ctenocephalides felis (cat flea)
Lineage: Eukaryota; Metazoa; Arthropoda; Insecta; Siphonaptera; Pulicidae
Product: short neuropeptide F-like
Exons: 6
Coding region: 89-547 (152 amino acids)
Source: RefSeq, a predicted model, not a curated record